AUGGCCUACGAAGAAGCACACCUGCCCGGCCCGCCCACCGCCGCCGCCGAGGAUGAUGCCGCAAUAGCCGCGCAGAAGCUAUCGCGCCGCGCCUGCGAUUGCUGCAGGAAGCGCAAGGUCAAAUGCGAUGGCGGCAACCCGUGCACUCCGUGUCAAAAGGCCAUGCUGCCCUGCGCAUACCUGCAGCCGCCGAAGAAGAAGGGCCCGAAGGGCUUGCGGAGCCAACGGGUCUUGCACAUGCUGCGUCGCAUCGAUGACCACAUGGCAGCUGGCCUCCCGAGUCCUCCCACGCCUCAGCAGACGUCGGCAUUUGGCAAUUGGGGAUGGCAUACGCAGAGUUCCGGCUCCAAUGGCGGGGCCAUGCCGCCGCCCAAUGCGCAUGCGCAUUCCGAAGACUCGUACGGGCCGCACACCAGCGUUGCUCCAGAUCAGCCAUACUAUCCCCCCUCUCAGUCUUCCAUGCCGCCACCACCCCAGCAAUCACCGUUUCCGCCUCACUCCAUGCGAUUUUCUCCGGAAGCGCAAUUCGCAUCAUGGACGAACAAGUCCCCGUCAGUGCCGCCGCCCACAAGCGACCCGUCCAGCACAAUGUCGCCCUCGACCUCUUCCUCCCUCCAUCUCCGUCUCCCAGCCGAGUGCUUCCUCCCAUACAUCAAGCUCUUUUUCGACCACAUGUUCCCCAUCAUGCCCGUCAUCGACCGCAACAUCUACGUCAACCCCAACCUCUACACCGACUCCAGUCUGCUCACCCCGGAUGAAUACUGCUUUCUCUGCUCCAUCUGCGCCGCAACCAUGGUCCAAUUGGACGACUCCAUCUCUCAACCGCCCGCGAUACAUCCCCCGAAGCGAAAUGACGACUUGUUCGCCGAGGAAUGCCUGCGCGAGCGAAAAGUUUAUGAUUUCAUUGAGUCGCCUUCAAGACUUAGCGUCAUGACUUCUUUCUUUUUGUUUGCGUAUUACGGCAACAAUGAAAAGCACGACAAGGCCUGGCACUACUUGCAAGAGAGCAUCACCUUCGCCCAAACCCUGAACAUGGAUGACGAAAACGCGUACCGCGAUCUCGACCCCACGGAAGCGCAGUGGCGACGACGACUCUACUGGCUACUCUUCAUCACCGAGCGGGCGUACGCAGUGCAGCGGAGAAAGCAUACGAGAUUAUACGCGAACGUCAAGCAGCCUUCCAUCUUCGACAACGAGGAAGCGCAAUUACUGAAUGGCUUCGUGAACCUCGCAAACCUCUUCGCCGCCGUGGACGACGAUUUCGUGAAGGCGUGGCGGGGCUCACGGAAGCAGAGUCUGUGUGACGAACAGUGGCUGGCCAAGACGCAGUCACAGCUCGACAACGCCGUGCUGGCGUUGGGCAGCGUGAGUGAGACGCAGCAGAUGGACAUCCGCGUGACGCGAGAGUGGUUGCACAUGCUUGCGUGGCAGAUGGGCGUCAGCAAUGGCUUGAUGUGGGGCGAGGGAGAAAGCGAUGGCACGCGCCUGUACUACCCCGUCGAGAUAGCGAAGCGAGUUGUGGAGAUUACAUCCGGGGCGAAUGCUCUGGCGCUCGAUUCGCACGGCAUAGGAAUGGCAAGUUGCGAGCAAAAACUCUACGACAUCGCCGGCUGCCUCGCCGACGUCCUCCGCUGCACCGCCGGCGACCCCUCCGCCACCUACGCCGCCGGCAAAGAAUACCUGCACAUCCUCUCGCAAAAACUCUCCAGCAUCCGCGGCAAGGAAAGCCGCUACCUCAAGCCCCUGCUAGCACGCAUGGAGGGGCUAAUGGGCUACGAGCUCAACGCCCAACCCCUGCCUCCCCCAACCGCCGCGGGCUUCGACCCCAAAUUCCCCCCGGCCAACGCCUACUUCAAUACCCCGCGCAUGUCCGUCGUCGAGUCGAUGAAUAUGCUGCGCUCGCUGUCCAUGACGGGCGGAGGGAGCUUUUCCCUCCCGUCGAGUCUGUCGUCUAUGUUGCCUUCGCUGGCGAUGAUGGAGGAUUGGACGCAGCGCAGGCCGAGUGGGAAGGUGUAUGAUGAGGCGGAGACGGACGCUAUGGAUCCUUGGGCGUUGAAUGAGGUUGUUAUACAGCAGCGGCAACGGCAGGCUAUUUGA
Neohortaea acidophila is the source of this 2097-nucleotide messenger RNA. RefSeq names its product fungal-specific transcription factor domain-containing protein. The transcript has 2 exons. Gene Ontology annotation, molecular function: zinc ion binding; DNA-binding transcription factor activity, RNA polymerase II-specific; DNA binding. Gene Ontology annotation, biological process: DNA-templated transcription; regulation of DNA-templated transcription. The record is from RefSeq and is a predicted model, not a curated record. The coding region runs from base 1 to 2097 and encodes 698 amino acids. NCBI's taxonomy places the organism in Eukaryota, Fungi, Ascomycota, Dothideomycetes, Mycosphaerellales, Teratosphaeriaceae.